CCCCUCGAUUGUUGCGCAUAUUGCUACCUUGCCGCGAUGAUAUCCCCGCGGGCAGCAGCCUUAUUGGUUGGUCUACUCGAGCUACAGCCGCGAUCGGAUCGGAUCCCCGAGCUCGAUAAGAUAAGGUCUCCGAAAUGCAGGCAUUUGUCCUAACCACGUGAUUGGUGCUGCUGUCCGAGGCAACACCCAGAUCCUUCUCCCCAACUCGGUCAAAAGGAAACGAAUACGACCUGCUCCCCAGUACUUCUACAUCCGCCACUCCAUGCAUGCCUCGUCAUGGCGGAGUCAGAUUCAACACGAGUACGCGCUCGGCGUUCCCAUAAUAAAUCUCGCUUGGGAUGCCAGAAUUGCAAGCGAAGACGCGUGAAGGUAUGUUACUCUCCUCUCUUAUCACUGCCGCCUCGUCGUGUCAACGAAAUCAGUCUACAGCAUGGUGCUUCCUAUUUUGCGCUCGGUCGCCUGCUUCAUUCCUGAAAAGCUGCUAGUGCGUUGUAGAGCUAAGUACUCCCAGUGCGAUGAGAAGAAACCCGUAUGCACCCCAUGUGCGCGCCACGCCAUCGACUGCGACUUUGUCAUCCCGGCUGCUGCGUCUGCCCCGAGAGCCCCAGCCCGGCAGUAUCGCUUUCGUCGAUCCAAGUAUCAGCAAGACACGCAGACGGAGUCAUCCGCAGUGUCCAGGUCCGGCUCAGAAGCUCGGGCUUUAGGGGCAAUUUCCACCGGAGUCCAAUGUGACCUUGCCGCCAGCCAGCCACCCGGCGGGAUCUCGUUCGCGGAUCUCAGACUGUAUCACCACUACAUGACCACCACGUAUAAGACCCUGAGCGAUGAGGCUGCCGAUGCAAAUGGCAUCUAUCUCAAUCAUCUACCACAAUGGGGUAUUGCCUUUCCCUCCAUCUUGCACCUUAUCCUCUCGCUAUCGGCGCUUCAUCUAGCUUCGAAGAACCCAGACGCAAGGCUGGAAUAUUUCGCUCAGGCGGACGCCCACUUUACCUUUGGAGUGCGGUCUGUGACAGCGGUGCUGGCGCUGCUGAACUCGGAGAAUUGCCAACUGAUCUACCAGGCGGCGGCAUUGAUCUGCCUGACGUACUUUGGCCGUGGGCCGCGCCCGGCGGAGUAUCUCGUGUUCAGCCAGAGUGGGCAAUCACAGUGGCUGGUCUUGCUGCGCGGGGUGCGGUCUAUCGUCAUGAAUCAUCACGAGCGCAUCUUCACGGGGGUUUUGACUCCGGUACCGGAUGAUAGCAUCAAGGGUGUCAGUCCGGCCCUGCAGGCGGAAUUGGACGAGCAUUUGUCGCACAUUGGGGCGAUGGAAACGUGGAUCAAGCUGCAGGUAGCUGAUGCAGCUGUCUGGACAGUGUAUGAGAGUUCCAUUCAGGACUUGAAGUCCAUUCUCAGGGAGGCAUAUGCGGUGCGCAGUGCGGGCAAGGACGGAAUCAGUUUGAUGCAUCUGGCCAUGGGAUGGGUGUAUCGAAUGCAGGAUGAGAUGAUUGCGAUCUUGGAGGCGAGGGACCCCUAUGCCCUGGUGGUAUAUGCUCAUUGGAGCAUCAUCCUCCGCUACAUGCGGUCGUCAUGGCUGAUGAGGGGGUGGGACGAGCAUGUUGUGCUCGGGGUGCACUCGUUGUUGCCGCUUGAGUUGCAUCAAUGGAUCGCAUAUCCGGUGCGAGUGGUUACUGGUCGGGAAAUUUGUACUUAGUCUAUACUGUGUGGUGGUUGCUGCAGAACCUUUCGUGAUGAUCGCUUAACGUCGCUGCCCUCGCACUCGGCGUUAACACUGUCCGACUCUCGUCGGCUCACAGCCCAAUCCAAUAGUAGGAUAUGCACCUCAGACCCUUGUGGCGCCAUGAUUGAGGUAUUUUCUUAUCAUGUAGAAAUGAUUGGGAAGCUGACUAAUUCCAGGUGCAAUGAAAGUGAAG
Messenger RNA from Aspergillus saccharolyticus JOP 1030-1, 1910 nucleotides. Its product is annotated as Zn(II)2Cys6 transcription factor. Bases 431 to 1690 code for a protein of 419 amino acids. Gene Ontology annotation, biological process: regulation of transcription by RNA polymerase II. Gene Ontology annotation, molecular function: zinc ion binding; DNA-binding transcription factor activity, RNA polymerase II-specific. NCBI's taxonomy places the organism in Eukaryota, Fungi, Ascomycota, Eurotiomycetes, Eurotiales, Aspergillaceae. The transcript has a single exon. The record is from RefSeq and is a predicted model, not a curated record.